Molecule: messenger RNA, 1910 nt
Organism: Drosophila takahashii
Lineage: Eukaryota; Metazoa; Arthropoda; Insecta; Diptera; Drosophilidae
Gene: Ugt35A1
Product: UDP-glycosyltransferase family 35 member A1
Molecular function (GO): UDP-glycosyltransferase activity
Source: RefSeq, a predicted model, not a curated record
AUGUGAAUAAAUUUUAAAAUACAGAAAGAGCGUAUAAAAAACCAAGCUUCUAUCUCGCUUCAGUGAACUUCCUUUGUGUAGAAUGAGAAAAUUUUGGGCGAUUCUUUUAAUCGGCACCCACCGAUAAUUAUAUAUAGAAAACUUUUUAUGUUAGAUUAGUUGUCGUUCGUCAGCGAAUCGCUGUGGUUGCUUCUGAAAUGGGAAUAAUGUGUUCUGGAACUGGUCUGGGCGUUCUGCUGUUUGGCCUGGCUUUGCUAUUCAGCGUUAGUGCCGAUGAAGGGGUUCAAAGUUCACGCAUAUUGGCCGUGUUUCCCUUUCCCGGCCGAUCGCAGUACAUAUUUGCCGAGCAGUAUCUCAAGGAACUGGCCCAAAGAGGUCACAAUGUCACAGUGAUCAAUACCUUCGGCAGCGAUAAAUCAGAGCCCAACUUUCGGGUAAUUGGUGCCAAAAAAAUUCACGAAAUAAUGGCAGCAUUUGGAAGUCUGAUUUUCAACCAGGAGGCAAGUCAAUGGACUACCUUGACAAUGACAACGGAGUUCCUCAAUAUUAUGACCACAAGUGUUCUGGAUGAUCCGGCUGUUAAGGAUUUGCUGGCCAGCGGAGAGAGUUUCGACCUGGUUGUCAUGGAAACGGUUCAAACCGAGGCGCUCUUUGGUUUAGCCCAACAUUUUGGCGCCCAGACCAUAGGCAUCUCAUCGUACGGAACAGACACUCAUAUCGAUGAGUUGAUGGGCAACAUUUCGCCAUUAUCCUACAAUCCCAUGCUGCUGUCAUCGCGAACCGAGCGAAUGGGUUUCGAGGAUCGUCUACGGAAUGUGUGGGAAGCUACGAUAAUGUGGCUGCACAAGAGAAUUGUCCACCUGCCCACUCAGCGGGAUUUGUAUGCCAAAUACUUUCCAAAUGCCAGAAAAUCACUGGAGGACGUUUUGGAUAGCUUUUCGCUGAUGCUGCUGGGUCAGCACUUUUCGCUGAGCUAUCCACGUCCCUACUUGCCCAAUAUGAUUGAAGUCGGUGGACUGCAUUUGCAACAGCAGCAAAAGGUUAAGGCUUUACCCAAAGAAGUGGCGGAAUUUGUGGAGCAAUCGGCUGAGGGUAUUAUCUACUUCUCCAUGGGUUCCAACAUCAAAAGCGCCGAUUUGCCGCCAGCCACUCGCAAAGUUCUGAUGGAAACCUUUGCCAGCCUGCCUCAGCGUGUUCUGUGGAAAUUCGAAGACGAUCAGCUGCCUGAAAAGCCAUCGAAUGUGUUUAUUAGCAAGUGGUUUCCCCAACCGGACAUCCUGGCCCAUCCGAACGUGAAGCUUUUCAUCACCCACGGCGGUUUGCUGAGCACCAUUGAGAGCAUAUAUUUUGGUAAACCCGUCUUGGGUCUGCCAGUUUUCUAUGAUCAACACUUGAAUGUCCAGAGGGCCAAGCAGGCGGGCUAUGGUCUUAGUGCGGAUAUAUGGAGUACCAAUGCCACAGAGCUCACUACUCUGAUUCAGGAACUUCUGAAUAAACCCAGUUAUGCGGCAGCAGUUCAGAUUAAAUCGAAAUUAUUCCGGGAUCAGAAGGAAACCGCUUUGGAGCGAGCCAUUUGGUGGACCGAAUACGUUUUGAGGCACAAGGGCGCCAACCACUUGAGAUGUGCCUCCCGGGAUCUGGACUUCAUACAGUUUCAUGGUCUGGAUACCUGGGGACUGAUCGUCGCAGUCGCUUUAGUGUCUCUACUGAUCUUCGUGAUUGCACUGAACUGCCUGCUGAGGGGUCUCAGUUAUAUCAUCUCAAAGCGUCGUCAGGGGUCGAGUAAAUUGAAGAGCCAGUAACCAAUUAAAUUCCAUUAACUAGUCGAGUUCAUGCCGCCACCGAUCUUUAUGUAUGAAAUUAUUUGUUCUGUUAUUAGCACUUGUAAACAUUAUAAUACUUACUAAGAA